Messenger RNA from Chanos chanos (milkfish), 2495 nucleotides. RefSeq names its product glycerophosphodiester phosphodiesterase 1 (gene gde1). Lineage: Eukaryota; Metazoa; Chordata; Actinopteri; Gonorynchiformes; Chanidae. The record is from RefSeq and is a predicted model, not a curated record. Gene Ontology annotation, biological process: phospholipid metabolic process; N-acylethanolamine metabolic process; ethanolamine metabolic process. Gene Ontology annotation, molecular function: glycerophosphodiester phosphodiesterase activity. The transcript has 6 exons. Gene Ontology annotation, cellular component: plasma membrane. Bases 252 to 1250 code for a protein of 332 amino acids.
CAACAUAAUUGCGAUACACCAUUGAGUGACGGUCAUAUUUGAAGUAAGCUCAGUCGAACGUGCUGCUAGGCAAUAAAUCAUGUUUCGACACUGCGCUUUUGCCUCCUGAUCUCAUAGCUCUUCCCUCAACAGGCACACUCGUAGGAUGACAUUGGCUGUCGCAGUUUGAAACUGUGCGAGAGCAGGUUUGACUCGAGACGCUGACCCUCAUUUCGGAGUGUGGUCGUAGGAGAUCUCCAGGUUUUUCGAAAAUGCUGGAGAUAGGAGAUGGAACUACCUGCUUCUCGGUGGUUUUCAUCCUGGUUCUACUUAGCACAAGGAGUGUCAUUUGGUCCACUUUAUUAACGGCCUCUCUGUACACGUUCCUGGUGAUGUUCCGAUUUCCUCAACUCCCCCCUAGCCGGGCGAGACAAGUGUUACGGCCGCCGAAGCUCCCAGCCAGCGGGGUCUCUGUGGUGGCUCACCGGGGAGGGGGACACGACGCGCCGGAAAACACUAUCGCAGCUAUACGAGCGGCAAGUGAGAAUGGGGCAACAGGAGUUGAACUGGACCUGGAGUUCACAGCGGAUGGCAUUCCUAUACUAAUGCAUGACGAGUCUGUGGACCGGACCACUAACGGGUCAGGACCACUGAGCAAGCUGAGCUUCUCUGAGCUACGGAAGUUAGAUGCUGCAGCCAAACACCGUCUCAGCGAUAAGUUCCGUGGAGAGAAAGUCCCCACUCUACAGGAGGCUGUGGAAGAAUGCAUCAAACUCCAACUGACCAUCUACUUUGAUGUCAAAGGUCAUCCAGAUGAGUCAGCUUCAGUUUUUAAGGAGCUGUAUAAGAAGCACCCCGUCCUCUACAACACCAGUAUUGUCUGCUCCUUUGAGCCCAAAGUCAUCUACAGGGUGAGACAAGCAGACCCUGAUAUAGUGACAGCAUUAACCCAUCGGCAGUGGAGCUUGAGCCAUUUUGGAGAUGGCGAGCCCCGGUUCCAGUCGUUAUGGAAACACUACUGGACUCAGGUCUUGGAUGUUCUGCUUGACUGGGCGCAUCACCAUGUGCUCUGGAACCUUUGUGGCAUUUCUGCCUUCCUGGUGCAGAAAAACAUGAUCUCACCGGACUACGUGCAGUAUUGGAGAGCACGAGGUGUUGAGCUGGUUGCCUGGACCACCAACGCUGCGGUGGAGAAACAGUACUACCAGGAUCUGCUUAACAUCAACUACAUCACAGACAGUCUGCUGGAGGACUGUGAACCUCACUACUGAAAAGAACAGUGCCAAGAAACAGUAAACCCUCAAUCUGUAGUCAUGACACUCACCCGACCAAGUAUCUUGCAUUGGUUUUAGAUGUGGUUUUGUGGGAUGGAACGUUUUUUUCCACCAGACAAGUACUCUGUUUGCAAUAUAGUUUAUAGCAAAUGCAAGGUACAAAGCAGCUCUUUAAAUUUAUCAAUGAGUGAAUGACUUAUCAUGAAUUUAUCAAUGAAUGAAUGAUUUCAAAUGGUUCUUAUAACCCAAAAUGGCCUUCCAAUGUCAGGAAUUCAGUUUAAGGAAAAUACAAGUACUUUGUUGAAGUAUAUUUGUUGAAAUGUACUGUACAUACUCACUCAGGUGCUGAAAUCUACAGCUGCAGAGAUAUUGUUUAAAUGAUUUAAUUCUUUUUAAUAUGAAUUCAUAUGAAUUCUCAGGCCUCCAUUCAAUCUGUCAUAUCCUAGAGAAUGUAUGGAUUGUCAGGACAAUCCCACUUAAUCUGAAGCAGCACUAGUAGACAAAGUCUGAUGAGGUAAUUCAUACCUUGUAAGGCAGUGAUGAAAGAUAAUUAAUUAAAACAAUAGAUGAAAAAUCUUGUCCGCACAUAUCCUUGUGGAUUUGGGUAUUUGAAUCCAGGUUAUAGGCUACAUUUCUUGUACUACCUUUUCAUUUGCCAGUUAACAGGAUUUUUCAAAGUGCAAUAGGCCUGAGAAUCAGAAAAGUUGUUUUUUGUUUUUGUGGAUUUUGUACAACAAAAUCAAAGUUGCUGCUUGGGAACAUAGGGAUUUAUGUGCUUAAUCCUCAGCGGGAUAUAGGCAGCAUGGAUUUGAACCAUAUUACAACUUCACGGUUAGACCUUGAUUGACUGAAGAGUUUAUGUCUUUCCUGUCAGUUUCAGAAACACAUACAGUAACUGGUCACAGAUGUUGUCAUUCAAUGAAUAGAGAGUAAUUUAUUUGAUGUAUCCUUACAGUUUUAAUGUACUUACACAGUGUGAUAACAAUUAUCAUAGCAUAAAUUGACAUUUUUUUCAGUUGUUUGACCCUCAUGGUUCUGUGAGCAUGAAAAGUAGAAUAUUAGUCAUAAGAUCAAAAACGGAGGGAGGGGGCAGUAAGUAAAUAAAAAGCAUUUUUAUGGAUGUUGUUAAAUUAUUAGGCAGCUCGUAAAUUCAGCUUUUUAUUACGACCCAGCGGUAACAACCGAAGAGUGAAAGAAGUGCUGAAUCACACUUGAUUAAAAUAUCACACAGUGGGAACAUUU